Molecule: messenger RNA, 1212 nt
Organism: Phialemonium atrogriseum
Lineage: Eukaryota; Fungi; Ascomycota; Sordariomycetes; Cephalothecales; Cephalothecaceae
Product: acetolactate synthase small subunit, mitochondrial
Exons: 2
Coding region: 130-1110 (326 amino acids)
Biological process (GO): branched-chain amino acid biosynthetic process
Cellular component (GO): acetolactate synthase complex; mitochondrial nucleoid
Molecular function (GO): acetolactate synthase regulator activity
Source: RefSeq, a predicted model, not a curated record
UUCAUCCCUCCAAGUGCCCGUCAAAGGAGGAGUCACGAAACGCUGAGUUGAACUUAUUCCACCUUUAGUGGCUGUGAGACCCAUCGAUUCUGAUCAGGGGACCUAUCGUUCUCCUAAUUGAUCAGGAAAAUGGCAUCUCGAAGCUUCUUGAAGUCGGCAGCAUGGCGAAUCCUCACACCGACGGCUCGGGGCAUCCCAGCUCUUCCCACCCACGCAACGCCAGUGGCCCUUCGAUACAGCUCUAGCAGCAGCUCGACUUCCGCCAUGGCCUACAAAGCCAUCAGACGGCGCCAGGCCCCCCUUCCCAUCAGCGAUGCACCACCGUCUUGGUCAGCCCAGGCUGCCGUCUCGAACAUCCUCUACGAGACGCCCACACCGUCGACUGCCCCGCCCAAACGGCAUGUCCUCAAUUGCCUUGUCCAGAACGAGCCGGGAGUGCUCUCGCGCGUCUCGGGAAUUCUUGCAGCUCGGGGCUUCAACAUUGACUCCCUUGUCGUGUGCAGCACCGAGGUGGAGGAUCUCUCUCGGAUGACCAUCGUGCUCACUGGUCAGGAUGGCGUUGUCGAGCAAGCCCGGAGGCAAUUGGAAGAUCUGGUGCCUGUCUGGGCGGUUUUGGACUAUACCAACGCUGCCCUGGUCCAGCGGGAGCUUCUCCUGGCCAAAAUCAACAUCCUUGGGCCAGAGUACUUCGAGGAGCUCCUCACUCAUCACCGGGAGAUAACUGCUAUCGACCAAGAAUCCGAGGUUCAGAACGAAACUAGUGAGCUAAGCUUGGAUGAGCUUGCAAAGGACUUCCAUCCCAGCCGACUAGCUGCUAGCGAGGCGCUGAGGCACAAGCACGAGCAUCUGAAGAGCAUCACCUAUUUCGCCCACCAAUUCGGUGGCAAGGUACUAGAUAUCAGCACAAAUAGCUGCAUUGUUGAGAUAUCUGCCAAGCCAAACAGGAUCGACUCCUUCCUCAAGCUGAUCGCCCCCUUCGGAAUUCUGGAGUCAGCCCGCACUGGCCUAAUGGCUCUGCCACGAUCUCCUCUGUACGGACCUAACGAGGACGACGGACAUGUGAAGGAUGCAGAUGAGGUGGUUGAUGCUAGCCAGUUACCGCCUGGCUGAUGGGCUGGGUUUAUGUUCGGUUGCUGUUUGCCUGACUUGGUUUUUGGACUCCGUGUACAUACUGGCGGGUAAUUGGACUGAUUUAAGCAUUGCUUUUGUGCC